AUGAUACAGACCGACCUGCUGCCCCAUGUCUCUGAACCUCCACACACCAACCAGACCGACCUGCUGCCCCAUGUCUCUGAGCCUCCACACAGAACCAACCACACCGACCUGCUGCCCCAUGUCUCUGAGCCUCCACACACCAACCAGACCGACCUGCUGCCCCAUGUCUCUAAACCUCCACACAGAACCAACCACACCGACCUGCUGCCCCAUGUCUCUGAGCCUCCACACACCAACCAGACCAACCUGCUGCCCCAUGUCUCUGAGCCUCCACACACCAACCAGACCGACCUGCUGCCCCAUGUCUCUGAGCCUCCACACAGAACCAACCAGACCGACCUGCUGCCCCAUGUCUCUGAGCCUCCACACAGAACCAACCAGACCAACCUGCUGCCCCAUGUCUCUGAGCCUCCACACAGAACCAACCAGACCGACCUGCUGCCCCAUGUCUCUGAGCCUCCACACUCCAACCAGACCGACCUGCUGCCCCAUGUCUCUGAACCUCCACACACCAACCAGACCGACCUGCUGCCCCAUGUCUCUGAGCCUCCACACAGAACCAACCAGACCGACCUGCUGCCCCAUGUCUCUGAGCCUCCACACAGAACCAACCAGACCGACCUGCUGCCCCAUGUCUCUGAGCCUCCACACAGAACCAACCAGACCGACCUGCUGCCCCAUGUCUCUGAGCCUCCACACUCCAACCAGACCGACCUGCUGCCCCAUGUCUCUGAGCCUCCACACAGAACCAACCAGACCGACCUGCUGCCCCAUGUCUCUGAGCCUCCACACUCCAACCAGACCGACCUGCUGCCCCAUGUCUCUGAGCCUCCACACUCCAACCAGACCGACCUGCUGCCCCAUGUCUCUGAGCCUCCACACAGAACCUCCACACUCCAACCAGACCGACCUGCUGCCCCAUGUCUCUGA
This is a messenger RNA of Salvelinus fontinalis (brook trout), 930 nucleotides long. RefSeq lists its product as uncharacterized. NCBI's taxonomy places the organism in Eukaryota, Metazoa, Chordata, Actinopteri, Salmoniformes, Salmonidae. The record is from RefSeq and is a predicted model, not a curated record. The coding region runs from base 1 to 930 and encodes 309 amino acids. The transcript has 2 exons.